AGAGUCUAGUGUUGUGUUAAUUUGAGGCUCCCACUUGUUUCUCUGUUGUGGCUUAACUUCAGUUUAGAGCGAACUAUUGAGGCGUUUUAACGUGUUGCCGCAGUAUUUCUAUGUUAGAAACGUUUACCGACGGUUUAGUUUUUAUUUUGUUUGACUGUGUUGUCCAUUUUUCUAUAGUUAUUGUUGUGGAUUAUAGCGGUUCCAUUACUUAUUAAUUGAACAGAAAAAAAAAACAAAGAAAAGAGUUUAAUUAAACGCCCAAACCUUUAUUUUGCAAAACGUAUUGCAUAUUUUUGUGAGUGUAUUUUAAAUAAAUAAAUAUUUAACUGUGUUUGUGUUUUAUAAAACUACUACUACACAUGCUCAGUGUAAAUUAAAUAAAUAAAAAAAAUUAUUAUAAAAUUGUUUACAAAAAUUUUAACAAAAUUGUUGGUGGUAAACAAAGCACAUUGUUUGUUUUUUGGUGGAUUAUAGAACAACAGGUGUUUUUUUAUAGAAGGUGCAAAAAAAAUUAUUGCAAAUUGAAAAAAAGAACUCUCAACAAAGAAAUCAAAGGAACGUGUGUUUUAGAACUGAAUGAAAAAAAACACUUUAAAGCGGUUAAAUAACACUCCUUAAUCUUAUUUUAUACAACCGAAAAAAAAGAAUUAGAAAAAAUAAAUAAAAAAGCAGAGAUAAUCAGUUUUGCAGCUAAAGCAUACAAACAAAAUAUACAACAGAAUUUGUGUUAAAUUGAAUUUAUAAAUAACAAAAUGUCAGUGAAUGAGUGAAGAAGAAUCUGUUAAAUGCACAACAAAAAAACGAAAAAAUUAAUUUGUUAAAUAAGUGAGUGAAACGUGUUUAUAAUUUAGAAUUCAAACCCAGGGGUGACAUUUUAACAAAAAGUUGAAUAAGAUUAAAAAAUUUUUAAAAAUCUAACAACUUUUUUUUGAUAUUAAUAAUGAAAAUAAUUUAUUAAAUUGUGUUGUUAAGGCUGAUUAUGUGUUUGACAUAUUAUAAUAAUGAUAAAAUUGUCUUUAAAUUAAAUUUAACCAUUUUUUUAAAAGAAACUGAGAUCAUCUUCAUUAGCAACAAUACAAAAAAAGUGUUUUUUUACAGAAAAAAGAGCAAUAAUAUUACAGAAAUUUUUUAAAUAAAAAAUAGAUAAAAAGUGUCAUAUUUAAGUUUAUAAAUUUAUUUAAAAAAAAAUACAAAAAAUCUUUUUUAAAUUAACAACAGCUAUCGAUUCCAAAAAAGUUAAUUUGUUGACUAAAUUUGUCAUUGAAAAUUGUAUAAGUAUAUGUGAUGAUUUAAAUCUUUUGCUCGUAAAUUUGUGGAUUAUAUUAAAGACCCCAUCUGCGCGACUAUUGUGUAUGGAAGGUGACAACAUCAACAUCACUGACAGCAACUUUAUUAUAAAAACCAUCUGAAAAUGCAUAAAAUUAUAUUACAACCAGCAACUUAAUCAAAUUUAAAACCCCCAAAAAAAGUGAAACUCAAAUCUGGAGGCAAACAAAACAUAAAUAUGGCCAAUAAUAAACAACAAAAUGUCACAAGCAAUUGUCAACUAUUAAAACAAGUUUCAUAAAGAAAUCAUAAUCCUAUAAAAGGAAUAAAAAAAAAUACUAAAAUUUUCUAAAAAAAAAUUUAAAUUCUAAAAAAAUUAAAAGCAAUAGUGAAUGUUUAAUUAAAAUAUGUUUAUAGUUUGAGAGCAAAAAAAAAAGAAUUAUUAAUAAUAGUAAUGAUGAUGAAAACUUGUUAAUGUACGCGCGCGUUUUUUUAUUUUUAAUAUUAAAAAUAAGUCUUUGACCAACAUUUGAACGAAGGAGAGACGCCAUCGUGCCGGUUUUUAUAUUUCGUUUUGACUGUCUUCCAUUGUUUGUAAACAUUAUCAUUAUUAUUUUGCUGUGUUUUUUUUUUCGUAAUAAUUUUAUAAAAGUACAAGCUUUUCUUAUUAUUGUUAUUGUAAACACGCACUACAUUUACGCCCUUAUUUGGUUUUAUAAAAUCCCAAAAAAAUAAUAAAAAAAAAUCUAUAAGCAUCUGCAGGAAAUAACAACAAUUCGUCGUUUAUUGUUGCUUGUCUUCAUCUACAACAUUCAUCUUUACACGUUUAUUGCGUUUGUUGCAACCAACCAACCAACUAACCAAAAAAAAAUAUAAUCAAAUCAAACUAAAGUAAAACACAAAGUCCUUGAUUACAUGGCAUUAUAAUUGAAAAUUAGCCCAUCACACAACAACGCCAACUUUAAGUUGAUUUACUCUGCUGGCAUUGUCCAGCCAGUUUGCUGUGAACAUCAUCAAAAAAAAACAACCUGGAAAUAAGUCCAACUUUAACAACUUCGUAAAGAACAAAAAAACGAUCAUCAAAAAAGCAACACUUUUAAGUCAUCAUGUCUUCCACCACCAGCACCUCACACACCUGCCAUCAUCGUAUCACAUAUUUAUCAGCUUUAUAUUUAGUUUUUGUUUUGCUGUUAAAAUGUCACAAAGUUGCUGGUAUUUUGGGCAAAUCGCAGAUGUGUGAAGUGGAAACGGGACAAACAAAUAUAAUAUUGGAUAUUGAGGAGAGUAGGGGUGAUUAUAUUGGCCAGCAUACAAAUCCUCCUGAAUUACCCAUAUUUGGUGAUCCCUUUACGGAAAUUGCCUUAGAUCUAGUCUUUCCUAAAGGUAAUCCUAUAUUUCUAUUAAAUGGCAAGAAAUUACAGCUGCUGCAACCGCUAGAUAGAGAUGAAGAGAAUUUAAGUCAUAUUGUUUUUCAAGUUUCCUGCACCAUACGCGCCACGAAUAAACGCCGCAACAUACCGAUUAUAGUGCGCGUGUCUGAUGUUAAUGAUAAUGCACCACGUUUCAUGAACACACCUUAUGAGGUUACCGUGCCCGAGAGCACACCAGUGGGUACAACAAUAUUUCGCAAUAUUCAGGCCCUGGAUAAGGAUGCCGGUGUUAAUGGCCUGGUAGAGUAUUUUAUUGUGGAGGGUUCUACAAAUACCACAGAAGAUGAAAAGAUGACAAUUGCUGAUGGUUAUGGCACGUUUGCCAUAUCAUUUCCCCAUCAAGGCCAGGUUACUGUUGCUAAAACAUUGGAUUACGAGAAAAUACAACGUUACUAUUUGACAAUUGUCGCAUCGGAUCGUGCGCGCAAUGUUUCAGAGCGUUUAUCAUCCACCACCACUCUAACGGUCAACAUAGCCGAUUCCGAUGAUUUAGAUCCCUCGUUUAUAUAUCGUGGUUGUGUUUUACUCGAUGGAGCCUGUAUUAAUCCAGAAUAUACAGCCUCUGUGCCAGCUGGCUCCCUACAAGGUGUGCUCACGGUGACACCCGAAAGAAUACAAGCUGUAGAUUUGGAUACAAUAAGUUCACCCAUAAAAUACUCAUUUGCCCGUGGUAUGCCGGGAAAUUUUGCGGAUUAUUUUGAAAUCGAUGAACAAACAGGAGUACUAAAACAAAUAAAAGCAGUAGAUACCUCCACAGCCAAAAAGUAUGAUAUUAUAGUAAAAGCAGAAGAAGUAUCCACUGCUAAAAGGUUUACCACAGCCAAAUUGGCAAUUAAUGUAAAGCCGGUAGAUGCCAAUCCUCCGGUUAUAUCGGCCAGUUCGGUGCUGGGUUAUGUGGAUGAAAAUUCUCCUUUGGGCACCAGGGUAUUAGAUGAGAAUGGUAAACCCAUAUCCUUCAAGACCACGGAUGCUGAUUUAACCGAAGAUGAUCCCAAGCCAGAUUAUAUUUACGAAUUGACUACACCCUCCUUUGAGGUUACAGCCGAUAGUAUUUUGGUAGUUAAUGAAGAAGGUUUGGAUCGUGAUCCUCCGGCUCCGGGCAAAUAUAAAUUCCAAGUGGUGGCCCGAGAACCAAAGACGAAUGCAGCCAGUGCUCCUUUAAGUUUAACAGUAAUAUUAAAGGAUGUUAACGAUAAUGCUCCCAAAGUGGCUAUGGUUCCUCCUGUAGCCAUAACGGCAGGCGAUGGCAUACGUAAAGUGGCCAAUGUGACAGCCACCGACAAUGAUGAAGGUGCCAAUGCUGUAGUAACUUACUCUAUUUAUCAUGUCUCCAACAAUGGCAUGCAAAAGUUUAAUAUCGAUGAACAGACGGGAGAAAUUGAAACACGUGGCCGUCUUUUGGCAGGAGAGCAGUACAGUAUAACUGUACAGGCCUCGGAUAUAGGUGGUCUUUCAUCUCAGGCUAUUGUGGAAGUGACAGUAACCCCGGGACCUAAUACAAAACCUCCUAAGUUUGUUAAGCCCGUGUAUGAGGUGCAGGUUAGUGAGGGAGCCGAAAUCAAUUCUACCGUUACUGUGGUACAUGCUGAAGAUCCCGAAAAUGAUCCUGUUAUAUAUUCCAUUAUUUCGGGCAAUGACUUGAGACAAUUUGCCGUAGGCCAAGAAUCUGGCGUUAUAGCUGUGAUACGUAAAUUGGAUCGUGAAAGUUUAACCAGAUAUCAGCUGAUUGUUAAGGCCGAAGAUAAUGGUGGUCUUUCUAGCACGGCUACGGUCAAUGUCAAAGUCACCGACAUUAAUGAUAAGAAUCCCGAAUUCGAUGAAUCUACCUUGCCCUAUGUGUUCCAUGUCGAAGAGGGUAAGGCUAAAGCUUUUGUAGGCAUUGUUCAUGCCACCGAUGCUGAUGAGGGCAUAAAUGCUGAAAUUACCUAUUUCAUACCCAACGAUAUACCUUUUGCCAUCAAUGGCUCUUCGGGAGAAAUUCGUACGUCCACAGCCUUGGAUUAUGAAAAGCAAAACGAAUAUCGUUUUGUUGUGACGGCCAAAGAUGGUGCUCCAGAUGCUCGUUUAGGUACUGCCAGUGUUACUGUUAUGGUAAAAGAUCUGCCCGAUGAAGUGCCCAAAUUCACUGAUUCUCGCAUAGAUGUACGCAUAGCUGAAAAUGAGCCAGAUGUAACAGUGGCCACGGUGCAAGCAAUUGAUCCGGAUACCAUGCCUGAAAUAACUUAUGUCAUACGUAAAGGAGCUACGGAUCUCUUUAAGGUCAAUCCUCAAACUGGUGAAAUAAGAACAACCAAGGGUUUGGACUACGAAAAGCAAAAGGUGCACGAAUUGAUAGUGGGGACCAUAGAAAAUGAUGGCAACAGUGCUGGGGAUACCAUCAAAGUUGUGGUAGAAGUCGAAGAUCGCAAUGAUGUGCGUCCAGUAUUUGUGUCGGUACCCGAACCAGUUACAGUUAAUGAUGAUCAGCCUAUAGGUGCCAUGAUAGCCACCAUGCCAGCCAUAGAUGGUGAUGGCUCGUCUCCAGGUAAUGUGGUGCGUUACGAAAUGGUGGGUAGAGGCAAAGCCUUAAAAUAUUUCCAAGUCGAUCCCGACACUGGCGCCAUACGUAUACGCGAUGAAUUGCGCAAGGAAGAAGACACUGAGUAUCAAGUAGACAUCAGAGCCUAUGAUAUGGGUGAACCUCAGUUGAGCUCUGUGGCCACUUUGCCCGUAUUUGUUCGACAUUUGCUAACCGAUCCUAAUGAAGACAAUAUGAUGGAAGGUCGUUUAGAUAAUGGUGUUAUCAUGUCCCCCGAAAGUUUGGGUUUGGCCUUUAGUGACGACAGCUAUACUACGGGUGUACCGGAAACUACUGGUAUCAAUGCCACCAUUAAACUUAUACAGGUGAUCAAUUCUAAAAAGUCGGUUAAAUCAAAUCCCGGUUUCAAGUGUGAAAUCAUUAAAGGCAAUGAUCUGGGUCUGUUCAAUGUUACCCAAGAGGAUCAUGGUUGUGGCAUAAAACUAAUCAAACAUUUGGAUUUUGAAAAUAAGACAGCGCAUUCUUUGGACUUGAAAUUGAUAUCCCAUAAAUAUUUCAUUAAUCCACAAAAGAGCACCACCACAGUUAAGAUUAUAGUACAAGAUGAAAAUGAUAAUGCGCCCGAAUUUAUCUACAACAGGGCCAGGGGCCGCAAAGACACUUUCUAUGCAGUGGUUACACCUGAGAUGGAUAUAGAUACACCCAUAUUGCAGGUGAGGGCCACAGACAGAGAUUCGGGUAAAUUUGGCAUGAUACGUUACAAGAUAUUCGAUGAGGAGGACAACAAUAUAAGCAAUGAUAAUUUGCCCACCACCUAUUUUGCAAUGACCGAGGAAACUGGUAUUUUACGCACCGCCAAAUCAUUCGGUGAGAAUGCUCACUUCCCCAUGAUAUUCUAUGUGGAGGCUCGCGACAACGAUGGCCAGGAAAUGGGUUCACAUCGCACACGUGCACGCAUUGUCAUCAACCAGAUAACCGAUCUAAAUCGUCUCUCUUUGGUGUUCUCCGAUGCCACACCCAACGAGUUGCGCAAUCAAUAUGCCGCCUUAGAGGAAUUAUUUUCCGAAAAAACUGGCGGUUUAAUAACCGGCAUAGAACGUUUUAGUAAUCGUAAAUUUUUAAAUGAAAAUGGUACGAUUUUGGAAAAUCCCUCAGCUACCGAUGUUUGGUUCUAUCUAAUCGAUCCCAAAACCGAGGCAAUACUGCAACGUAAUUCUACAGUUGUUCAGGAAACUCUGUUGGAACCUACUGCCAGGGCAGAAUUGAAUUUUGCCGCCUCAGGUGUGGCCAGAGCCACGGCAGAGGGUAUAUACCCACCAAUUGAAUUGAAACAGCAAGUACUUAGCAAGAUAUUGCCAAUAGCCAUUAAUGAUGAAGUUUUCCCUUACACACUGAUUGCGAUUUCCAUAAUUAUAUUGAUUUUGGGUACGAUUGGUAUCAUCUAUAUAUGCAUAUCUUGGUCAAAGUACAAGAACUUUAAACAACGUAUGCGCCAAUAUUCAACACCCAGUCCAACACGUUACGAUCCUGUCAUAGUAAACUCCCAAGCCUCUAAUGGUGGUGAUACUGUUGCCAAUCUCAAGGAGUAUGAAACUCAAGUUCUAGCCAUGGCUGUGCCACCAGAUGGUGAUGAUGAAUUACAAAUUGAUUUCAGUGCCAAAAAUCAUGCCUUCUCACUCGAUAACGUUAGUUAUAUAACACACAAAGAACACAACGGCAGCUCCAGUGGCGGUCAGACUAGUCCCUCACAUUCGGAAGCUACUACAGCAACAAUUGCCACCCUACGAAGAAAUAACAAUAAUAAUUUGAAUAAUAUGUCGGCCAAUAACAAUAUUAACAAUCAUACCAUGAACAAUCGACAAAAUACCUUUAAUCGCACCCUGGAAAUGAAUGUGCGCAACAAUGCGAAUCCUUUGGCAGCCAAUGGUACUCUACCGGGAACACUGACACUGGGUCGUAUUAAGCAUCAAAACUCAAAUCAUUAUCAGAAUGGUGGAUAUAAAUUGGAUACGGUUAGUCGCAAUAAUUUGGCAAAUGUACAAAAUAAUGCGUACAGUACAUUGGGCCGAAGGGGGAAUACUUUUGGCAACAAUAGCAAUGCGAAUAAUGGUGAAAUGGGCAAUGGUGAAUUAAUGACAAAUACUUUGGGUAGAAAUCAUCAGCACAAUAUACAACGAGGAUAUAAUGAAGUGCCUAUAGCAAAUCCAUUAUUUCAAAGAUCUAAUGGUGAUUUAAGUCACAUAAGUCCUUCAAACGAUAAUGUCACCUUCGGUAAACGUGAUUAUGGUCAAAUGGGUUUUUCCUACUUAAAUGAUUUGGAUCGCUCCGAAGUCGAAACUACAACCGAAUUAUGAAAAAUUUCGAAUACAAAACGAAAAUAAAACAAAUCCCUCAACAAGCCAAAAUACUUUUUUAAAAAUAUUUUAGUUAAUUUGUAAAAAACACAUAAAUAAAAAUGCAAUAGUUUUAACAUAAUAUUAAAAAUAUAAUUAAACAAAUAAACUGCAAUUUUGUUGCCAUUAAGUUAACAUAUAAUAAAUUAUGUACAUAUGUAGCAUAUGUAUGUAAAAACGAAACGAAAAUUAAACAUUACUUAAGACUUUUUUUGUAAAUAUUUAAAUAAUGUAACUAAAAAAAACAAAAAAUUAUUUAUAAAAUAGUCAUUAUAUAUUAAGAUGUGAUUUAUGUUUAUUAUAAAGCGACUAUAAAACUUCCAUAAAUAUAUUUCAUAUUUAGAAUAUAUUGUAUUUUUUUUUAUUUUUUAAUUAUUUAAUAAGUGUAAAUGUUUUUUAAAUAUUUAAGUAGUUAGUUUAUUGAAAGAAACAAUGUUUUUAAUAUAGUAUAUAUAUAAAUAUAAAAUAAGUAUAAACAAAUAUUUUUAAAACAAUUACUGAUGACAUGUUAAGGAAAAUUUAGUGAAAAACCGAAAAUAAAUUUGUAAUAUAAAAACUAUUUGAAAACAAA
Molecule: messenger RNA, 8178 nt
Organism: Calliphora vicina (urban bluebottle blowfly)
Lineage: Eukaryota; Metazoa; Arthropoda; Insecta; Diptera; Calliphoridae
Gene: Cad99C
Product: cadherin-99C
Exons: 13
Coding region: 2373-7568 (1731 amino acids)
Biological process (GO): homophilic cell-cell adhesion
Cellular component (GO): plasma membrane; catenin complex
Molecular function (GO): calcium ion binding; cadherin binding
Source: RefSeq, a predicted model, not a curated record